AUGUGAAAGUAGAUCCGGUAAAUGAGAUUAAUGCUCAUUAAGUUUAUUCGGGGAAUAUUUUUAGUGUUACCAAUGUAAAAGUUUAAUAGUAGUAGUGUUUUUAGUCAAACAGUUGAUGAGUAAAAAAAGCAAUCAUCGUGUGUCAAAAUCGGAAUAACGCGGGGAUUACAGAAGAAAUGAAUGAAAAAAGAGCGAAGUAAAAAGAGAAUAAAAAGAAGUGAGAAAGAACGACAGACGGAGCUUUAUCUUUAUUAUGCGCUGUUGAGUGAAUUGUCAAGUGAAAUCAGAAAUGGCUGCCAACGAUCAACAGCAAAAGGAGCAGAAAGAAUCAAGAGAACCUGCUCAUCAUGCACGACGACCAAUGAAUGCUUUUCUUAUAUUUUGUAAACGGCAUCGGGGAUCAGUAAGAUUACAUUUUCCUCAUCUUGAAAAUCGAGCUGUAACCAGAGUUCUUGGAGAGUGGUGGGCAACUUUACAUCCUGAUCAAAAACAAUCUUACAUUAAUUUAGCUCAAGAGUAUAAAGAUGCAUUUUUAAAUGCCAAUCCUGAUUUUAAAUGGUAUAAAUUACCUGCACCACCUUUGAGAACACUAAGUACACGACCAACAAAUAAGAAACAGGAAGUCGGAUCAAGUUAUGAGCAAAAUUCAACUACAACCAACUCCAAUUACGAAUCUUCCAACUGUACAGAAACAAUAAGUAAUCAAGCUAUUCAACCUGGUAAAUUAGCUGAUGAAUCUCAGAUUGGUGGUUUAAGUUCCUUAUUUACACCUCAAAAAAUACCACAAAUUAAUAAUCAGUCAAUGAUUAUUGAAGAUGACACAAUUAAUAAUGAAACUGAUGAAGUAAUUGUUCCAAAACCACCGAAGAAAAGAUAUACAGAGUUGUCUAUUGAUGCGGAACAAAAAAGAGACUGUAAAGCUGAUUUAUUUGGUGAUAAAAAAGAUGAAUCUGCUGAAUCUAAUAAUAAUAAUGAUCAUAAUCAUUCAGAUGAUGAAGAAAAAAAGCAUGCUAUUGCUGCAUAUGUUGAAGAUAAUCUUCCUUCGGAGGGAAAUAGCUUUCGAGGUGAACGAAGUUGUAAAGGAUUACGUUAUCAAAAGUUUCUUGCUGAACAAGUUCGAAAUGUUGGUUCUUCAUUAACUCAACAAACUAAACGACGACGUAUAACUGGGCUUAAUAAGUUGACAAAUGUUGAUAAGCAAAAAGAAAGGCGAAAUUCAAUUUCAUCUAAUGUAAGUGAAAAGACUGAUUCAUUGAGCAGCGAAGGGGGCAAUAGCUCACGCAGUGAUUUAGAACAUCUUGUUGAUAGUGCUGAGGGUAAAGUUGAAGCUUCAAAACCUGAAGAUACUGAAACAGAAGACGCUGAAUCACAAGAUUAUGGGUCGUGGAUGUCACGAAAACGAUUUAAAGCCGAGGACUUUAACUUGGAGAAAAAAAUUGAAGCACUACCAUCAUUGAGUCUUGAAGAAUUUCAAGAAAAAAAAAAACAGCAACGUACAAAAAAGAAAAAAUCAUCUCAAAAAUUAAAUACCAAUUCAACAAAAAGAAGUCUUUCAAAUCAAAGUAGUCAACAAAAAAAUACUCAAAAUAAUCGAAAAAUGUCGACUACGGCCGAUGAUUCUUAUGAAGAUUCAAACAAUACACUUGUAGGUAGUCAAAAGCGGAAAGCAAGAAAGCAAAGUAUUACUCGUAAUACCUCUGCAACUGUUUCUAAAAAUUCUUUAGACCAAGGAGCCAAUCAACCUUGGUGUGCAUCACCCGAUCUCGAGGCGUUAGCAUGUCUUGCGGAAAUAGCUGCUAAUCGAACGAAACUUACCAAGUAACUCAAUUUUACUUUCUCUCUUAAUCAUAAUUACGUGUUUUUCAACAUCCUGUUUAUAUUGUUAUCACAACUAUUAUGUUUACAUGUGCCACUAUUAUUACGUUAACUUAAUGGCAUAAAGUAACGAAUUUACAAUUUCUAUCUACAUUAACCGUAUUACUAUUAUCACUAUUACUCUUAUUGUCAUUCUAAUUAUUCUGUACGAGUCAGGCUCGUAUUAAUUAUUUUCAUAGAGUUAUUUGUUUUCUUUUUUUCACGUGUUAAAAAUUUUCAGAUUUUAU
Chelonus insularis is the source of this 2102-nucleotide messenger RNA. RefSeq names its product HMG box transcription factor BBX (gene bbx). Lineage: Eukaryota; Metazoa; Arthropoda; Insecta; Hymenoptera; Braconidae. Gene Ontology annotation, biological process: regulation of transcription by RNA polymerase II. The record is from RefSeq and is a predicted model, not a curated record. Gene Ontology annotation, cellular component: nucleus. Gene Ontology annotation, molecular function: DNA-binding transcription factor activity, RNA polymerase II-specific; RNA polymerase II transcription regulatory region sequence-specific DNA binding.